Messenger RNA from Salvia splendens (bonfire salvia), 1822 nucleotides. RefSeq lists its product as uncharacterized. Lineage: Eukaryota; Viridiplantae; Streptophyta; Magnoliopsida; Lamiales; Lamiaceae. The record is from RefSeq and is a predicted model, not a curated record. The coding region runs from base 14 to 1549 and encodes 511 amino acids. The transcript is spliced from 2 exons.
UUUUAUAUUUCUUAUGGCUUCUUCUUCCUCCUCUUCUUCAUUUCCAAACAUAUAUUCAUGGAUCCAAAACCUCCCACCAAUCCACCAAUGGGAAACCCCUUCCAAAUCCAUCAACCUCUGCCCUUCCUCCUCAACCCACCCCUCUCUCAACCUCUCCCUCUCCACCCUCACAAACUCCAAAAUUUCUCUCUCCAUAACCGCCAAUUACAACAUCCCAAUCCCUAUAUGGACAUCCAAAAAAAUCACACCAAACCCUACCUCCAAAACCCUCAUCGACCGCGACGGUAGCAGUACCGGCACCAGCAGUACUGCCCCCGUCGCGGCUAUGCUCUGCAACUUCAUCGAGGACUUGCUCCGCUACUGCUCCACCAGGAGCGGAGCCUCGUCCUCGGUCCGCCUGCCGCGGGGCUACCCGCGGCAGGACCGCAUCGCCGAGACCUUCAACGCGGCCUUCCUCGGCCUGAGCUUCGUAGUCUGCAUCUACGAAGCCCCGGCCGACCUCCGGGGCGCGUGCCUACACUCGCUCAAGGAGCAGCUCGCGCGCCCCGAGACGAGGGAGGCGUCGAAGACGCUGAUGCGGCAGAUGGGGUCCGGGGUUGAGGAGCGGUGGAUGCGGUCGAUGAAUCUCGCCAUCACGAACUGGGCGGCUGAGAUGCAGGCUGCGAGGGCGUCUCCGGUGGAGACGCCCUCGCAGCUGUUCUCCUACAGCUUCUCGAUGGUCGGGCUGUUGAAGGUGCAGCUGUACUGCCCUAUCAUAGCCAUGACCAUCGUGAAGGCGAGCGGGCCGUCGCCAGACGACCGGCUCGCCUUCUCGCUGAAUUAUCAUCAGCUGGAGGGAGUCAUACAGCUUAAUCAUAGGGUCUCGGUUCAUGAGAAGUGGAUCGAGAUCAAGGUGAAUACCGAUAAUAUAAGAUGUGAUGUUGUGAAGCUCUUAACGGACACCCUAAUGAGCGAGCGCGGCGCGGGGCCGUCGGAGAAGCACUUCCCGUCGCGCAUCGCUCUCCAGAUGACCCCGAUGCAGCAGGCGAGCGUGAUCAGCGUGUCGGUGGGCAAGUCUUCGGAGAACGCGGCCAGGGAGAUCGGCGUGGAGAAAGGGAUCGAGGCCUCGUUCGAGCCCCCGACCGGGAUAGGGCUCCACUUCUCGGCGGGGGAGAGCUACACGACGAGCCUGCGGCCGUGGAAGUUCGAGCCGUCGGUGUACGGGAACACGGCCAACUUGAACUGGUUCCUCCACGACAGCGAGGACGGGAGGGAGGUGUUCUCGUCGAGGCCGUCCAAGCUGGCGCUGCUCCACCCGAAGGCGUGGUUCAAGAACCGGUACUCGAAUGUGAACCGGCCGUUUACGAGGCAGGGAGGGGUGAUAUUCGCGGGAGAUGAGUAUGGGGAGAGUGUGAGUUGGAAGGUGGAGAAAGGGUGUUUGGGAGGGGUGAUGGAGUGGGAGAUUAAGGGCUGGAUUUGGUUGACUUAUUGGCCUAAUAAGCAUAGGACUUUUUAUACUGAGACUAAGAGGUUGGAGUUUAGAGAGGUCUUGCAAAUUACUCUCAUUUAGAUUUAUAUAGUACAUUAUUUGUGUUUGAUUGAUUUUACUAAGGUUAAUUUGGGGAUUUUUUUUAAUGUUUGGUUGGUGGAAUUAGUUCUUAAUUUAGUGGUGGAUGCGCUCGAAAUUGGAACUAUUUGUUUUCGUUAGCUUUGGUUGAAUUCGAAUCUGAAUAGUCAAAUUUCAAGUAUUUAAUCGUUGGGUAUUAUUCGUUGUUUUUUGUGACAAUGUAUAUUCGAAUCUCUUGUGAUUUUGGAUAGAAUAUUUAAUUUUAACAAUAUACUA